Penicillium canariense is the source of this 561-nucleotide messenger RNA. RefSeq lists its product as uncharacterized. The record is from RefSeq and is a predicted model, not a curated record. Lineage: Eukaryota; Fungi; Ascomycota; Eurotiomycetes; Eurotiales; Aspergillaceae. Bases 1 to 561 code for a protein of 186 amino acids. The transcript has a single exon.
AUGCCACAACAAACUAUACCACCAAAGAAAACCAUUGGCUGGAUCUGGCCUAAAGACCCGCGCCCGGGCAACCCAACCCGCUGGCCGCGACGCUGGCGCUUCUCCGAUGUCCUCAAGGGUAAAGGCCCGGACAUCUACGUCGGCGUCAUCGGGAAACGACCCACUCCUACCCCCGAUGACAGCAAGUCAAAGCCCAAAUCCGCGACCAACUGGGCACGAUGGGAUAAAGAGCCCGAGGAGGACGACACCCCGUUUCCAUGGGCGCGCCGUGGGAAGGAGAAGUACGACUACCGCGUGCGCAGGUACCAAAUUCCGAAUCCACAGACCUGGUCUUCGGUAGAGUAUUGUGAUGCUGUGUGGAGCGGUGGCCGGUGGGGUAGGCCGAUAGUUCAUAAGGAGCCGAGGACACUUUGGGAUCGGUAUGGACGGCCUUAUGGGGAAGAGGAGUGUGAUGAUCCUGAUUAUUACCAGGGUGUGGAUCAGGGUGAGUGUGAGCAUGAGCACUGUGAGGGAGGAUGUGAGCAUGAACAUUGGGCGAAGGGAUGUGAGCACUGGGUAUAA